GACGACAAAGAUACCACCUAAUGCGGGAAAAAUUGGCUUAACAAUGGAUAUGGAAAAUAUCAGGACAUUAAGUGGUAAUUCUUUAUUCAAAAAUGGAAAGAGAAUGGGUUCAUAUUCCUUAAAUCCAGAUACAGUACAAGUCGGUGAUAAACUUGGUAUUAUGAAAGCGCCAGACAGUACCCUACACUUUCACUUGAAUGGUAUUGACCAUGGUAAAGCUUUUUCUGAUUUACCUAAAGUUGUUUAUGGUGUCGUUGAAAUUUGCGGAGAUUGUUGCCAAGUUUCUAUCAUUAACAAAGAUUGUGAAUCGAGGAGAAGCACAGAAAACAGAGCAGCUGAAUUAGCUACAGAAGCAGGGGCACAGGUGGCAAUCACAAAGACACAUAGUUUCAGCGGGAGACCAGCAGAUUGGAAUGUGGAUGCCGUUUGUGAGUUCAUCACGUCAAUACCAGAUUGCUCUCCAUAUGCGGCAAAAUUCAGAUCAGAGCAUAUUGACGGUGCCGCCUUGAUAGAAUUAGACAAAAAAGAUCUGAAAGAAUUUUUUUAUAUGCCUUUAGGUUUAGCCGUCAAAAUAUGUUCUCAAUUGAAGAAGUUAGAGGGAAAGAAAUAGACGAUAUAUAUUAUAUGGAUCCAAUGUAUACAUUUAAAUCUUGAAAAUUCCUUUUGAUUAUAUCAUUGUAAGAGGUCACAAGAGUUUCCCCUUAUCGUGGUUAAAAUGUUAUAAUUACACUGGUGUAAUAAUCUUCAAAUACUUAUUCGAUUUUUUUUGUUUG
Mytilus trossulus (common blue mussel) is the source of this 773-nucleotide messenger RNA. Its product is annotated as neuralized-like protein 4. The record is from RefSeq and is a predicted model, not a curated record. The coding region runs from base 44 to 610 and encodes 188 amino acids. The transcript has 6 exons. NCBI's taxonomy places the organism in Eukaryota, Metazoa, Mollusca, Bivalvia, Mytilida, Mytilidae. Gene Ontology annotation, molecular function: protein binding.